This is a messenger RNA of Orbilia oligospora ATCC 24927, 6660 nucleotides long. RefSeq lists its product as uncharacterized. The record is from RefSeq and is a predicted model, not a curated record. Gene Ontology annotation, cellular component: voltage-gated calcium channel complex; membrane. Lineage: Eukaryota; Fungi; Ascomycota; Orbiliomycetes; Orbiliales; Orbiliaceae. Gene Ontology annotation, biological process: calcium ion import across plasma membrane. The coding region runs from base 1 to 6660 and encodes 2219 amino acids. The transcript is spliced from 15 exons. Gene Ontology annotation, molecular function: high voltage-gated calcium channel activity.
AUGUCUGAGCGACCAAACAUCCCAAAUGACCCAAAAGGACCCGACAUACCCCUCCAGGACCUUUCGCGGGAAACCACCCGACAGACCGGCCGUUCGCCUGCAACAUCGCCUAGCAGGCGCAGUAUAGUGUCGAGAUCGCUCUUCCGAAGCCGUAGUUCGGUUUCUCCGACUGGUCAAGCUGGUAGAGUUCAGAGGAGGAGUAGUUCGUCCCAGAGGAGCGCCGGUGGAUUGGCUCCUCGAAACUCGACGGGAGAUGAAGGCCCUACGGUUGCCGAAGCACGACCUGUCUUUCGUAGAUCGGUAGUACAUCCGAAUAUACCAGUCAUCACAACAAGUCUGGCCGAAGAUGAUGGGAGGACGACCACACAAUCGACUGUUUUCGACAAUGAGGGGGGGAUGAAUGUAGAUAUGGAUACCAUGCGACGUGGAUUAGUAGAAGUGUUGGCGGGAGAAACCCAGGGAGGUUGGAUGGGACAUAGUCGGAGGCGCUCGAAUGCUGGACAAUCGAUAUCGCAUCCGCCGCGGACUUCACCGGGGGCUUCACCUGUUGACACCCAUUUUCCGCAACAUCAACGUGCUAGUGUAGGGCUUGGACUCGGAUCACCGACAUUUGGAGGCCCUGAUGACUACUUUGGCGACUACUAUUUAAACCCUGCACCCGGCACAAUAUCGGAGGAAGAGGAAGAUGAUCAGGCCGGGUUGACGGAUCCUGCCAAUCUACAGCCGAUGGGCAUGUCACCUCAGGCAGGGAAGUCUCCGACGUCCGAAGCCGGUACUCCUAGAGGGAGAAAGCGGUCUCUAUCGCACAAUGUUCGGUUCGAUCCCAAAAGUUCGCCGUCCAGGUCACCUGGUACUAGGCUUGGGGAUGACCUCCAUCAGGCAGAACAGGGCAUGAGACGGGCUUCCCCAAGAAGGGGAGGAUCCCCUGGGAGGAAAACGUCUAUCAAGGGCCGAAAAAUGUCGCUCGCUGUUCCCGGAGCCUCAUCGCCUGUCCGUCGUGUGUCAAUGGCCGUUCAAAAUAUCUCCCAGAGAGUUGUCAAUCUGUCCAACGACCCAAAUGCUGAUAUUGGGAGAAGACCUUCCGUCAAGUCAAGCCGGAGCGAUAUCAGUCCUGCUGCAUCCCCCGGCGAGCGGCCUGGUGUGCCACCGAUGUCACCAACUGGUAGCAGUGAGAAGGUAUCGAUGCCGUCGUCGGAUGAGCCUCCUCCUCCCCCGGAAUUUCCUAGAAAGCUUUCCAUAAACCCGCUCAAGGGUAAUAGCUUGAAACUAUUCCCACCAGAUAAUAAGCUCCGAAUCUUCCUCUGUGAUGUCCUAACACACCCGAUUACCGAGCCCUUCAUUUUGCUCACUAUCAUUGUCCAAGUUGUCUUGCUUACUGUAGACUCUGCUAAGAACAUCUUCGUCCACCCAGACGAUAAUAAAUGGGGUUCGAGUGCUUCAGACUAUGCCCUUCUUGGGAUAUUUAUCCUUUACACUAUGGAGUUGGUAGCCCGUAUCAUCGUUUCUGGGUUCAUCAUCAAUCCGGAUGCGGUUUCGAAUAACAUUUACAAAACCUGGAAGGCGUACAUAGAGGCAAAACUGCGAUUCAUCUUCACGCCCAGUGAACAACAGGUUAAAAUGCCGACUGUUCAACAGCUGUCGGCGGCUGCGCUUUUCCCCUCCAUGGCACAUAUCCAUUCUGGCCAGGGCUUUCUACACACUCGCGAUCAGCAAAGAUUCCAACUCUCCCGGCGUGCUUUUCUUCGACACUCGUUCAAUCGGCUUGAUUUUUUGGCCGUAGUUUCCUAUUGGAUUGCUUUCGUUUUGGCGAUUACUGGACUAGAAGAAACGUAUCACCUGUAUCUCUUCCGAAUGCUCAGCUGUCUCCGAAUUUUGCGCCUCCUCGGUAUCAGCAGCGGUACAGGAGUCAUCCUCAGAAGUUUGAAGAAGGCAGCCCCGUUACUCGUAAAUGUAGCGUUUCUCAUAUCGUUUUUCUGGCUAUUGUUUGCUAUCAUUGGAGUCCAGAGUUUCAAAAGUUCCCUGCGGCGCACUUGUGUUUGGAUAGAUCCUCUCGGGGUGCAAGAAAAUUAUACGCAAGAAUUCCAGUUUUGUGGCGGCUAUAUCGACACUAGUAACCUUUUAGAAAUGCCCUACAUGUUCCCGGAUGGUUCUCACGCAGAGGUAUCCCCGAAAGGCUACAUCUGUCCCAUAAACUCCCUUUGUGUGGAAGGGGAGAAUCCGUACGGAGGCACGGUUAGCUUUGACAACAUACUCCAGUCCAUGGAGCUUGUGUUCAUCAUUAUUAGCUCCAAUACUUUCACCGACAUCAUGUACUAUACUGCGGAUAGUGAUUACCUAUGGUCUGCACUCUUCUUUAUCUUCGGUAUGAUUAUCUUGACAUUUUGGUUGGUGAACUUGUUGGUUGCCGUCAUCACAUCAUCGUUUCAAGUCAUCCGAGAGGAGAGUAAGCAAAGUGCGUUUAGAAACAAGGAGGACGAAGACGACGAAUCUAGUGAGGAAAACCCGCAUAUCCUCCCAGCAAUCCGCGUCAAUAAAGCCAAAAAACUUUAUGAGAAGACAGAAUUUGUCUGGAUUCUUAUAAUUUUUACUGGCCUUGCUGUUGCCUGCACUCGGAGUGCGGAUAUGAGCCAGAACCGCCGCGAUAUCAUUAAUGGAGUAGAGCUUAGCGUUUCUUUACUCUUGCUCGCUGAAAUCAUCCUUCGGUUUGCCGCUGACUGGAGAGGGUUCUUCAAAGUGUCCCGCAACUAUUUCGAUCUCGCACUUGCAAUUAUCACCUGCGUGAUGGAAAUACCUGUGAUUAAAAACCAAGAGAUUGUAUACUCUUGGUUGACACUCUUCCAGAUUCUGCGGUUUUACAGAAUUGUUCUAUUUGUGCCUGUCACGCGCAACCUCUUGCUCCUCGUUCUGGGAAGUGUGGGUGGUAUCCUCAACCUAUUAUUCUUUGUGCUCCUCAUAACCUUCCUCUGCUCUAUUUUUGCCGUCCAGCUUCUUAGAGGUAAUAUCCCGCAAGAUGACGGCGACGGGAACGAGAUCAGAAUUACGUUCCAGAACAUCUGGAACAGCUUCUUGGGGAUGUACCAGAUCUUCUCCAGCGAAGGUUGGACAACUAUACUCUACGACGCCCAACAAUAUGAGAAUAGAUUCCAUGUCGGCUGGAUAUCAGCUAUCUUUUUCAUCCUCUGGUUCAUCCUCGCCAACUUGAUCAUCCUGAAUAUGUUUAUUGCUGUCAUUCAGGAGAACUUUGAUGUCACAGAGGAUGAGAAACGGCUUUGGCAGAUCAAGUCAUUCCUUCAAAAGAAGGACGGUGGGAAUCCGGCAGGAAACCUCUCGCUAUCUUCGCUCUUCCGAUUCGGCAAAGCCCAACAGCGUGAUCCAAUAGAAUUUGGGCAUGCCGGAGUGGAAAUGUUGACAAGGAAUGCCAUUGUGGAUGAGUUCCUCGACGACCGGCCUUUGGAGGAGACACCCAACAGCGAGGCGAAUCCGGCAGGCAUCCACCAUCAACGUACUAUUCGUUUCGAUGAUGGUGAUAUGCAUUCUCCGGAUGUUCUGACUAAGAUCGGGCAAUGGGUUAAUAAGAUAUGGAAAGCGAGGGAGGAGAACCCUUUCCACACUACUAGAAUGUUCAACAAACAAUCGGAGAUUGCGCCAACAGCUAUGGCACAGGAACUUGCGAAAUCACGCGAUCGGAUCCGAAGGGCCCAGCGAGAAUACUUGAUACGACACCCUGGGUAUAACGUAUCCCUUUUCAUCUUUGGGCCCAAGAAUCCAAUUCGGCGCAUGUGCCAACGAAUCGUGGGGCCUAGCCAUGGAUCGGAUCGGUUCGAUGGUGUAUCACCUUUCAUACCAGUUUGGCUCGGUUUCUCUGCCUUGGUCUAUACCUCUAUCAUCGCCAUGGUUAUCCUUGCUUGCAUAACAACGCCGCUUUAUCAAAAAGAUUAUUUCGAAACUCAUGGUUACACAACUAGAAGUUGGUUUGUCUUUGCUGAUAUCGGGUUUGCAAGUUUGUUUACCCUAGAGGCCUUGAUCAAGAUCAUUGCGGACGGGCUUUACUGGACACCAAACGCCUAUUUGCGCAAUGUAUGGGGAAUCAUUGACGCCAUCGUCCUUAUAACUCUCUGGAUCAGUGUGGGAACCUCUUUUGCAGACCAGGGCGAGAUUGCCAGAGCUGUGGGUGCCUUCAAAGCGCUCAGAGCCCUGAGGCUACUCAACGUGAGCGAUAGCGCACGUGAGACAUUCAACUCGAUGCUAUUCGGUGCCCGAAAACUUAUUUCUGCGGCCUUCGUUUCGCUAGCACUUUUAAUACCGUUCGCCAUUUACGGUGUUAACUUGUUUGCGGGCAAAAUGGUAUCCUGCAAUGAUGGGUCCGUAGAGCAGUUGGACGAUUGUAUUUUUGAGUACGCGAGUUCGCCAUACAACUGGGAUGUUCUAGCCCCAAGAGUAGCACAGAACCCAUGGUACUCGUUUGACAAUUUCGGGGACUCCUUGUUGAUUCUUUUCCAGAUUGUGUCACAAGAAGGUUGGACAGAUGUACUGUGGCAGGCAAUGAGUAUUACUGGCCUAAACAUGCAACCAGUUCAGGGCAUAUCCCAAUAUAACGCCAUUUUCUUUCUGGCAUUCAACUUGUUGGGUGCCGUCUUUGUCUUGACUUUGUUUGUAUCCGUCUUUAUGCGCAAUUAUACAGAACAAACCGGUGUGGCAUUCUUGACAGCUGAACAACGUUCGUGGCUCGAAUUACGAAAAUUACUACGGCAAAUAGGGCCAUCCAAGCGGCCGAGCAAUAGCCCCGGCGAACGAUGGAAGGCCUGGUGCUACAACCGCUCUGUGCGCAAACAUGGACGAUGGAAUGGGUUUAUCACCACAGUCCUUUUGCUUCACCUGGUACUGCUUGUGAUUGAGUACUACCCCGCAAACCGGAAACUAGAUACUUACCGAGAUAUCAUCUUCCUGUGCUUCGCUUUGGUGUACGCAGUAAAUAUCACAGUCCGUAUCAUCGGUUUGACGUGGGAACAAUAUAUCAAAAGUCGAUGGGAUGUAUUCGGCCUCUUUAUUGUGACUGGAACUCUCGGGACGACGACUGCGAUUAUUGCUAUUGAGAAGGCGCCAAUCUUCGUUCAGUUUCAAAAGCUGUUUCUGGUCUUAGAUACACUCCUUCUCAUUCCGCGCAACAAUCAACUUGAUCAAUUGUUCAAAACUGCCGCAGCUUCUUUCCAAGCCAUCGGUAACUUACUGCUCACAUGGCUUGUCCUGUUCGUAGUUUAUGCUAUCGCAUUGGUACAAAGUUUUGGACUCACCCGUCUAGGCGAGAAUGGUGAUGGAAACAGAAACUUCAGGACAAUUCCGAACGCCCUGGUUGUCCUCUUCAGGAUGAGUUGCGGUGAGGGUUGGAAUCAAAUCAUGUAUGAUUAUAGCGUCACAACUCCUAGCUGCGUUAUGAGUUCCAACUUUUUCAGCUCGGACUGCGGCAGCAAAGGAUACGCGAGGUUCCUGUUCAUCUCGUGGAACAUCAUCAGUAUGUAUAUCUUUGUGAGCAUGUUCGUCUCUCUCAUUUUCGAGAGCUUCAGUUAUGUCUACCAGCAAUCCGGAGCACACAAUAAGCUAUCGCGAGAGGACAUCCGACGUUUCAAACGGGCCUGGUCGCGCAUCGACCCUAGAGGGACCGGGUUCAUUCCUCCCGAAAAACUCCCUCGAUUGCUUGCAGAACUCGACGGCGUGUUUCAGAUGCGCAUUUAUGAUGGCCAUUACACCGUCAAAUCUAUCUUGAAGGAUUGUAGGGUCGGACCCGAGAACGAUAGACUUGGCAUCGGUGUCGACUUGAAGGCCUUCAACCAGAGAUUAGCUAGUCUCCCUGUUUGGAAAAUUCGGCGACAACGGCACGUUUACACUCGCUUUGUGGAAGAAUGCUAUGUUGCAGCGGAUAAGGAGCGCGGUAUCUCGUUUACUACUGUGCUGCUGAUCCUGGCACAUUACAAGCUUAUUGUAGACAACAAGAGUCUCAGGCUUGAGGAAUUCCUUCGACGGAGAGCAAAACUUCAGAUGGUGGAGGACCACAUGCAACGGAACAUUGUUAGGAACUUCUUCCGUAUGAUUGUCGCAAUGAGGGAGUUUUCUUCCAUAAGCGGAAGAAAGUCUACGGUGCCUUAUAUCCCUGUGAUACGCACAGACAGGGACAGGACUUCCACAGUUCCCCAAAUAUAUGUCGAGUCUGAAUCCACACCUGAUCUGCUCGCAACGCUCCCUGUAGAUAUGGGGAGGCCCCGACCGUCGACGGCAGGUUCACCCAGAUAUGGAGCCCAUCGAGUGUCAUUUGACGAUACACUACAUGUAGUCCCGCUUUCCCCUACCGGGUCAGGCGUCUCGCCUUUGACUACUCCAGCAGAACCUAGAAAUUCAUCCGGGUCUUGGAAUCGGGAUCCCCAUUUGGGUGAACCUUCACAACAUCUACGAGCAGAUGCUAGACUUUCGACGCAUGAUGUUCUAGAUGCGUUUCAGAGUUCUUCUUGGGGAGCUGCGAUGAGGAGAUCUGUAUCGCAUGCGGGGAUAAGACGAAGCGGGGACCAGCAACAGCAGCAGCAGCAGCAGCAGCAGCAGCAGCAGCAGCAGCAGCAACAGCAGCAGCCCAACCCACGGUUCUCUUUCAACAGCGAUCGUAGUGAUCGAUGA